Balearica regulorum gibbericeps (East African grey crowned-crane) is the source of this 1167-nucleotide messenger RNA. Lineage: Eukaryota; Metazoa; Chordata; Aves; Gruiformes; Gruidae. The record is from RefSeq and is a predicted model, not a curated record.
AUGAGGAUGCAAUACCUGCUCCCCACUCUGCUGUACCUCUCACUUGUGCUGCUGCGGCCUGGUGAUGGAGUCAUUGUAUUGUCUGUCCCUGAAGUGGUUUCAUUAGAAAGUGGAAGUUCAACAAACGUCACUAUCUCUCUGAGGGCUCCAUUAAAUGAGACACUGGUGAUAGCUCUUAAUAUUACGCACUCAUCGAAACACAGCACUAUUGUUGAACUGCCUGAUGAAGUACAAUUGCCUGCAGGUCACACUAAAGCAGACUUCCAAGUGAAAGCAGAUGAUGUUGGACAAGUAACAGUUUAUCUGUAUACCAUUAAUUCCAAUUUAACUGGACCUAGGAUUCAAUUUCAAGUGAUACGUAGCAUCAUAGUGAGAUAUGCUGAUGAGGUGAUUGGCUGGAUCUAUUUCCUUGCCUGGUCUAUCUCCUUUUAUCCUCAACUCUUUGAGAACUGGCGACGAAAAAGUGUUGUUGGACUGAGCUUUGACUAUAUAGCAUUAAACCUUACUGGCUUUAUAGCAUACAGUGUGUUUAAUGUUGGACUCUUCUGGAUUCCCUUGAUUAAGGAGGAAUUCUUAGUCAGUUAUCCCAGUGGGGUGAACCCUGUGGCUAUCAAUGAUGUUUUCUUCAGUCUCCAUGCAGUAGCUCUAACUCUCCUCACCAUAAUUCAGUGCUGCAUCUAUGAGAGAGCAGGUCAGAAGGUAUCCAAAGUUGUUGUUGGACUACUGGCACUUGCAUGGAUCUUCACAUUUACAACACUGUUUCUUGCUGCAGCUGAGGAAAUGACGUGGCUACAGUUCUUAUUCUGCUUCUCUUACAUUAAGCUAGCAGUCACACUGAUAAAGUAUUUUCCACAGGCGUACAUGAAUUUCCGUCGGAAGAGUACUGAGGGAUGGAGUAUUGGAAAUGUAUUACUAGACUUCACUGGUGGAAGCUUCAGCCUUCUCCAGAUGUUUCUGCAGUCAUACAACAACGAUCAGUGGAAGUUAAUCUUUGGAGAUCCAACCAAGUUUGGCCUGGGUGUCUUCUCCAUCAUCUUUGAUAUUGUUUUUAUGGUCCAGCACUACUGCCUUUAUAGGAGACAAGGGUAUGAACCUUGUGAAUAACAUCACUUGUGAAGACAAAAAAAACUUUAAAUUGAACUUGCCUGUACCAUGGCUGAGGGUUUU